UGUGCUGAGCUGGUUCCACUACGUCAGCUCGUCCCGUCGCUGGUGAACAUGUCUGCGACGGGUCCAGGCGGCUGCGCCCCGGGACCCGGGUCCGCCUCGGGACCCGGGUCCGGGCCUUCGAACCCACGGAAGUUUAGUGAGAAGAUCGCGCUGCACACCCAGCGGCAGGCCGAGGAGACGGCCGCCUUCCAGGAGGUCAUGAUGGACAUCACCUCCACCAGGCUCCAGGCUCAGAAGCUCCGUCUCGCCAGGAGUCAGGGUCCGUACUACGGCGGCUCGUUACCCAACGUCAACCAGAUCGGCAGGAACCCUCAGGACUUCCAGGGCUCCUUCCCCUCCACUCUGGAGUCCAGCCGGUCGACUCGCCAUCACGGCCUGGUGGAGCGAGUCCAGAGGGACCGCCGAUUCAUCUCGCCGGUCCGACCGUACCGCAACCGACCGGUGGACAACUCACCGUAUAACUCCGCCUACCUGUCCCCGCCCCCUGACCCCAGCUGGAGAAGGAAUUGGUCCGGAAACUUCCCCGGGGAUAAAAGCCAGUCGUUCCGUCUCCCCACCACUGCUCUCAACAGGACCAACUCCGACUCAGCCCUCCACACCAGCGUAAUGAACCCUCCCACAGGAGACCCCUUCUCCACCGGAGGACCCACCUUCAUCCCCCAGAGCAGCAGACGCUCCGGUCAGAGUGAUGGCGAGGGCAGAAGAAUGUUUCCGUACCCGGUUCCUCCCAUUGAGGAGAACGUGUUGGACGAGGGGAAACUGCUCAAACCCUGGGACACAAAGAAGUUGCCUCUGUUGUCGUCCCGACCCAAAUCUUGUGAAGUCCCUGGUAUCAAUAUCUUUACUUCACCGGAGCAGCCGUCCACGCCGGUUCACGGGGUCCCGUUGUCUCUCAACACCGGCGGCUCGCUGCCCGACCUGUCCAGCCUCCACUUUCCCUCCCCGCUGCCCACGCCGCUGGACCAGGACGAGCCCGGCUACCCAGGAUCCUCCUCUCUGAGCGGCGGCAGCAGCACCGGGAACCUGGCCUCCACACUCACGCAGCUGGGCAUCAAUGUAUCUGGAGGCAACGGCAACUUCCAUCACCAUACACCAGGUCUCCUGGCGUCUCUACAGAGCACGCUCAGUAACCCCUCCCUGCACUCGUCACUAAGCAACCCCAACAUCCAGUCGUCGCUCAGCAGCCACUCCUUUUCCAACUCUCUGAGCUCCGCCUCUCUGCACUCAUCGCUCAGCAACCCCUCGCUGCAGUCGUCCCUGAGCUCCUCGCCCUCUCUGCCGUCCUCCCUCAGCAGCCAAUCGCUGCACUCCUCCCUCAGUAACUCCUCCCUCCAGUCGGUGUCCAGCGGUAACCCCAGCUACAGUGGUGGAAUGGGCGGCUCAGGCUCCUGCUCCUCUUCUUCCUCGUCAUACUCGCCGCUGCUCAGCGGGCAGGGUCAGGCGUCGCUCAGCACGUCGCCACGGAGACGAGCUCAGCUGUCUCCACUAAUCCUGCCCAUGGGAGGGGAGUCGCGGAGGCAUCACUCCAAACAGUUCUCCCCCACCAUCUCUCCCACCCUGUCAUCCAUCACACAGGGCGUCCCACUGGACACCAGCAAACUGCCUCUGGACCAGAGGCUUCCUCCGUACCCGCUGAGUCAGUCCCACCAGCACCAGCAGGGCUCCCACCAGCCUCUGCCCUGUCUGCCCGGCUCCCAGCCCGGACAGCAGCCUCCUCCGCUGGGGCAGCACCACCACCAACAGAUGCACCACCAACGCAUGCAGCAGCAGCAGCAGCCGCGGCCCAACGCCCAACAGCAGCAGCAGCCGCUACAGUCCAUGCAGCAGCAACAACAACAACAACAACAACAACAGCAGCAGCAGCAACAACAACAACAACAGCAGCAACAACAACAACAACAACAGCAACAACAGCAGCAGCAGCAGCAGCAGCAGCAGCCGCUACAGUCCAUGCAGCAGCUCCACCUGCAGAACCUGCGAAACCAGCACAUGCAGCAGCACUUUGCAUCGCAGAAGCCGAUGGGGCCGCAGGUGAACACAUCGAACGCAGGGCUGAUUAAGAGCGAGAGCGCUUUGAACCAGUGCAUCCAGAGCUCGUCUCAGUGUCAGGUCAAACAGGAACCAGAGCAGCAGGCGGAGCAGCAGAGAGGCUGCGGCCUCCCGCAGCUCCAACAGAUCAGCCAGAGUCUGGCCACAGACCUGUACAACGACGCCUUGUUCAACUCUCUGCUGGACGACCCGUACCUGAGUCUGCAGCUCUCGAGCAAAUCCAGCCAGCAGGUAUCCGCUCGCUCUCAUGUGAGGUCACCUGAGCUGCAGCAGGACAACGAUUCACAUCCACAUUUGAGCUUCUGGACUAAAAACCUCAAAUGCACUGAUUCAGAAAAUAUCCACUUUUUCACAGCAGAGAACCAGGGCGACGGUUUGUCCCUGAACCACAGCGGCCUGAGCUGCGGCUCCACAGACAAAAACCAGUACCCCUCCAACGCCCAGGGGCCCCUGGGACUCCAGAAUCCCAGUGACCAGCAGCUUCUCAACAACCAGAACCAGAACUACAGUGGAGGAGACGGACGCCACAACGUCCCCAACAUCAUCCUCACCGGAGAUUCUCCGCCUGGUCUGUCCAAAGAGAUCGCCAGCGCCCUGUCCCACGUCCCUGGCUUCGAGAUGGACCCCUUCUCCCUGGACGACCCGCUCAGGAUGGACCACCUGGCUCUGGACAUGCUCGAAGGUGACCUGAUGCUCGCUGACCCAGCGGUGGAGGACUCCUUCCGAUCUGACCGGUUGAAGUGAUCCCGCCCCUCCCCCCCUGCCCCCCGCACUCCACUCCAGGAGCUUGGCGGGAAUCCGGCAAAGAGAUGGCCACCCUGACAGAGCUGGAGAGGACGCCGCUCUCGUCUCCCCCAACUAGACGGUCUCCAGAGCGGGGUUUGGACGUAACUCUGGAAUAUCUUUGUCGUCAGUGCGACAAAGUCUCGGAGACGGACCCGAGGUUUCGGUCGCGUGACAGAAUGAACUGAUGGAGGGGGAGUUUUUCCGUCAAAGGCACUUAACUGAAAACGCUCUUGCAAAACUUGAUGUCAAGAAAAACCAAGUUGCUUCUCUUUUUAGGCAUUAGCUUGUACGAGUCUUAUCUGCAUGUUAAUGAAAAAUGCACUCGCGUUAAUGCAAACACGCAGGAAUAAAAUGCUCACGUGACGUCG
This is a messenger RNA of Hippoglossus stenolepis (Pacific halibut), 3203 nucleotides long. Its product is annotated as CREB-regulated transcription coactivator 2. Gene Ontology annotation, molecular function: cAMP response element binding protein binding. Gene Ontology annotation, biological process: protein homotetramerization; positive regulation of transcription by RNA polymerase II. Gene Ontology annotation, cellular component: cytoplasm; nucleus. The coding region runs from base 49 to 2793 and encodes 914 amino acids. NCBI's taxonomy places the organism in Eukaryota, Metazoa, Chordata, Actinopteri, Pleuronectiformes, Pleuronectidae. The record is from RefSeq and is a predicted model, not a curated record. The transcript has 16 exons.